GUAGCCCUGGGAGUGCUUACUCAGUUAUUAGACACCUGGAAACGUCCUGUGGCAUAUUUCUCUAAACAACUGGAUCAAGUUGCAAAGGGGUGGCCAGCAUGCUUGCGGGCAGUCGCAGCCACUGCGCUAGUGCUUGGGGAAGCUGAAAAACUGACACUGGGAGGAACUGUGCAAGUGUGUAUUCCCCAUAUGGUCCAAGCCCUGCUGGACACUAAGGGUAGUCUCUGGCUCACCCAGGCUCGGGUUGCUCGGUACCAGGCAAAACUGUUAGAGAGCCCUGAAGUUACCCUGCAAACCUGUCCCUCCCUUAAUCCAGCUACCCUGCUACCAGAAACAGAAAAGCAGGAACAUGACUGUCUGAAAAUCAUAGAUGCCCAAUACUCCAGCCGCCCAGAUUUAAAAGAUCAACCACUCCCAAAUGCCGACUUGGAAUGGUAUACCGAUGGCAGUAGUGCUGUUGUGGAUGGGCAAAGGAGGGCAGGUUAUGCUAUUGUGACCCUUCAUGAUACCGUGGAAGUUGAGAGUUUACCUGCUGGGACAUCUGCCCAGCUUGCUGAACUAGUGGCCCUGACUCGUGCACUCGAGCUGGCAAAAGAUAAACGGGUUAAUAUCUUUACUGACUCAAAGUAUGCUUUUGGGGUAUUGCAUGCUCACACUGAUCUGUGGAAGCAAAGAGGGAUGCUAACAGCCCAAGGCUCCCCAGUUAAGCAUGGGUCUCAAAUUCUCCGGCUGUUAGAAGCAGUACAACUCCCCUCAGCAGUAGCAGUGGUGCAUUGCAGAGCCCAUCAAAAGGAAGAUCAAGAUGUAACCAAGGACAAUGCCAGAGCAGACAGGGAAGCCAAGCGUGCUGCUACCCUGAAAUCACCAAUAGAGGAGAAUGCCCAAAUGCAUGCCCUCAUCCCAUCAGUAGGUGAGCUUGCAGCUCCUCAGUGCUCCCAUGAUGACAAAAACGUGGCUGACAGACUCGGUCCCCAGGAAAAGGAGGGAUGGCUUUAUUCCACAGAGGGAAAAAUCCUCCUGUCCAAGGGCCUGAUCCGACCAGUGUUGCAGAAACUGUAUCAAACCACCCACGCAGGCAGAGAGGCUCUUACCCAGCUUAUGAAUAAAUAUUUUCUAACCUCUGGACUUAAACCCCUAGCAUCACAGGUACAAGCUGAAUGUUUAAUCUGCCAAAAGAAUAACCCUCGACCAGGAGUAGCAGUGUUGCCAGCCAUCCUGGAACCUACCCCAGGCCCAGGAUUGGUGUAGCAAAUAGACUUUACAAAGUUUCCCCGGACCCAAGGGUACAGGUACCUCCUCG
This is a messenger RNA of Trachemys scripta elegans, 1300 nucleotides long. RefSeq lists its product as uncharacterized. Gene Ontology annotation, biological process: DNA replication, removal of RNA primer. NCBI's taxonomy places the organism in Eukaryota, Metazoa, Chordata, Testudines, Emydidae. The record is from RefSeq and is a predicted model, not a curated record. The transcript has a single exon. Gene Ontology annotation, molecular function: RNA-DNA hybrid ribonuclease activity; nucleic acid binding. The coding region runs from base 190 to 1248 and encodes 352 amino acids.